This is a messenger RNA of Budorcas taxicolor (takin), 1844 nucleotides long. It is a transcript of the gene SLC23A3, whose product is annotated as solute carrier family 23 member 3. Gene Ontology annotation, molecular function: transmembrane transporter activity. Gene Ontology annotation, cellular component: membrane. The transcript is spliced from 12 exons. NCBI's taxonomy places the organism in Eukaryota, Metazoa, Chordata, Mammalia, Artiodactyla, Bovidae. The record is from RefSeq and is a predicted model, not a curated record. The coding region runs from base 18 to 1844 and encodes 608 amino acids. Gene Ontology annotation, biological process: transmembrane transport.
GACAGAAGGCAGGGAGCAUGAGCCAGUCACCGCCCAACACCAUACAGCUCCAGUCUGUGGGUUCCCAGGGCACCCUGGCUCCCCUGCCACAGCCACCCGAUGUCCAAAAUCCCCCCUCUCACUCUUGGGCCUCUCUGUGUGGACCUCCUCCCUGGGGCCUCAGCUGUCUUCUGGCUCUGCAGCAUAUCUUGGUGUUGGCUUCUCUGCUCUGCGCCUCCCACCUGCUCCUGCUUCAAAGUCUCCCAGCAGGAGGACUCUCUUUCUCCCCUGCCCAGCUCCUGGCUUCCAGCCUCUUUGCAUGUGGCGUGUCUACCUCCCUGCAAACUUGGAUGGGCAGCAGGCUGCCUCUUGUCCAGGCUCCGUCCUUACAGUUUCUUAUCCCCGCCUUGGUGCUGACCAGUCAGAAGUUACCUCUGGCUCUCCGGACACCUGGAAACUCCUCCCUUGUCCUGCACCGCUGUGAGGGGCCUGGCUGCCAUGGCUUGGAACUCUGGAACACUUCUAUUCGAGAGGUGUCCGGGGCUGUGGUGGUCUCUGGGCUGCUGCAGGCCACUCUGGGGCUGUUGGGGGGUCCUGGCCACUUGUUCCCCCGCUGUGGGCCCCUAGUGCUGGCCCCCAGCCUUGUUGUGGCAGGGCUCUCUGUCUACAGGGAAGUAGCUCUGCUCUGCUCCACUCACUGGGGCCUGGCAUCACUGCUGAUUGUGCUCAUGGUGGUCUGUUCUCAGCACCUGGGCUCCUGCCUGCUACCCCCACGCCCCUGGAGGCCAGCUUCAACCUCUUCAACCCAUACUCACAUCCUGGCCUUCAGGCUUCUCUCGGUGCUGAUCCCAGUGGCCUGUGUGUGGAUUGUCUCUGCCCUUCUGGGUCUCAGCAUCAUCCCUGGGGAGUUGUCUGCCCCCACCGGGGCACCGUGGUUUUGGCUGCCUCAUCCAGCUGAGUGGGACUGGCCCUUGCUGACACCCAGGGCUCUGGCUGCAGGCAUCUCCAUGGCCUUGGCAGCCUCCUCCAGCUCCCUGGGCUGCUAUGCCCUCUGUGGCCAGCUGCUGCGUUUGCCUUCUCCACCUCCGCAUGCCUGUAGCCGAGGGCUGAGCCUGGAGGGACUGGGCAGUGUGCUGGCUGGGCUGUUGGGAAGCCCCAUGGGCACUGCAUCCAGUUUCCCCAACGUGGGCACGGUGGGUCUUCUCCAGGCUGGACCUCGGCGAGUGGCCCACUUGGUGGGGCUGUUCUGCGUGGCGCUGGGGCUCUCCCCGAGGCUAGCCCAGCUCCUCACCACCAUCCCGCUGCCUAUGCUUGGUGGGAUGCUGGGAGUGACCCAGGCAAUGGUUCUGUCUAGUGGAUUCUCCAGCUUCCACUUGGCUGACAUUGACUCUGGGCGGAAUGUCUUCAUUGUUGGCUUCUCCAUCUUCACGGCCCUGUUGCUGCCGAGGUGGUUUCGGGAAGCGCCAGUCCUACUGAGCACAGGCUGGAGCCCCUUGGAUGUCCUACUGCGCUCAUUGCUCACAGAGCCCAUCUUCCUGGCGGGACUCUUGGGCUUCCUCCUAGAGAACACCAUUUCUGGCACACGGCUUGAGCGAGGCCUAGGGCAAGGGCUGCCACCUCCUUUUACUGCCCAAAAGGCUCCGAUGCCUCAGAAGUCCAGGGAGAAGGCAGAUAAAGAGUACGAGCUUCCUUUCUCCAUCCAAAACCUGUGUCCCUGCAUUCCCCAACCCCUCCGUUGCCUCUGCCCGCUGCCCCAAGACUCUGGGAAUGAGGAAAGAGGGCCCGCUGAGCCCGGAGAGACAGCUGACUUGCUGCCUGACUUUGGGGACCAGUGCCCUCAGCCUAGCAGAGGAGAGUCCCAGUAA